Molecule: messenger RNA, 456 nt
Organism: Prunus armeniaca (apricot)
Lineage: Eukaryota; Viridiplantae; Streptophyta; Magnoliopsida; Rosales; Rosaceae
Source: the annotation of a GenBank genome assembly
AUGGCCUCUCUAUUUCUUUAUCAGCCAAAGAAUGCGUUACAAGAGCUCAGGGAAGAAGGUCUGAGAGAGAAUUGCAUUAACUUUGUUGCCAAUGACGAUACAAAGGUUUCAGAUGAUGAGGAUGAUGAAGAGAGAUGUGGGAGUCAGCUGAACGACAAGUCCAACCCUAUUGUCAAUCCUCAACCUCCAGCUGACCAAAAAACAGAUAAUAGGAGGGAAAAGUCUCUGGCGCUUCUUACGCAGAAUUUCAUGAAGCUCUUUAUCUGCUCCACUAAAGAAAUGAUCUCCCUUGAUGAUGUUACCAAGUUAUUGCUUGGGGAUGCACAGAGUGCAUCAGCGAUGAGAACUAAAGUAAGGCGGAUUUAUGAUAUUGCAAAUGUUUUGUCCUCCAUGAAUCUCAUUGAGAGACCCACACAGCAGAUACAAGGAAACCUGCAUUUAAGUGGUUGGGAUUGA